Messenger RNA from Alternaria ventricosa, 1848 nucleotides. RefSeq lists its product as uncharacterized. The record is from RefSeq and is a predicted model, not a curated record. The transcript has a single exon. The coding region runs from base 1 to 1848 and encodes 615 amino acids. NCBI's taxonomy places the organism in Eukaryota, Fungi, Ascomycota, Dothideomycetes, Pleosporales, Pleosporaceae.
AUGUUCACCAAUUCGGCAAACAACGGUUCCCCUGGCGACAUUGAAAUCUACAUCCCGGAGGCUCUUGGAAAGCGAAUGACAGAAUUGAUCGACAGAAGUCAGCAGUGUACGAUUGAUGACAAAUUCUCAUCAUCACGAAGAGCUCGUAGUCUGGACUUCAGUGAGCAGCUCACCGGAGUGAUUUGCUCCACUAAGCAAGUACUCCUCAAUGCCUCGCCAGGUGCCGCGUUCGAAGCUCUUGACUCAUUGGGAGCGAUGACGACCGAGAUUCCUACCUGGAUUCAGCCAGAUGUACAAGAAGCAAUGGAGGUUGUAAUGAAUAUGGCGAAAGAGAUGUCCGACCAGAUCAUGCUGUACGCGCACGAAGCGACGCUUAUAGCACUCUUCGUCUUCAUGGUGAAUUACCAACGGUCAGUUACUGGAAGCCCCAUAUCUCCGUCCAUCCGCAUCCCCGGUAGUGAGCUCAAGGAGAUGGUGAAAGUUUCACUGACGCCCUCGAUCACGUCAUUCACCCCGACUUCGUCGAUAACCUCUACUGUCAGUAGCUCGAGCUCAUCCAGCACACAGGAAUGCUCGGCAUUUUGCAGCAUGAUUGGUCAGAUCAAGAGAUGCACAACACAAUGUCCGAAAAUGACCGAUUUGCCGACUGCCACACCAACUGAAUACGCUGUGAGAACGAUGACAGUGGAGCCAUGGAUCGUUCCGUACCAGCCGCAGAUCCCCAUCAAAGAUGUAUUCAGCUUCUGUAUGCCCAACGAGGACACCAAGUUCCCGGUUUCGGAGUUCAACGUCACUUACGCCGACUUCUGUGAGAAGGCCGACGGCUCAACCGAAGACGUCACCUGGAUGGUCAAUGCGAAAGGAGAACAAUCGCAGCUGAAUCGUCGGCGCUUCUGGAGACGAGACGCCUCGGACGAUUUCAGCGACUACAAAUUCGCCUUGUGGUGGAGACCCAAGACUGGAGACAACGCCACCGACUGUGAAUUCUCAUGUGAAGAAGCCUUCCAAGGACUGACUGAGAGAGAUUCGUGUUCAGUAGGCGAUGGCAAGAAGUUCUUGGCGGGAAGCGGAGGUAUCGACAUCGGCUGUGGUACAUACUCCUUCACCGCGCAUCAUCAGAUCGACUCCACAGUCAAGUGCCUGAACCACCCACUCGACGCACCAAAGAAUGACAAGACUGCCUCCGGCGGAGUAAGCGUCGAGUCAGCCAUCCAAACCUGGUGCACCGACAACGACGGCCACCAAUUCAGUUCCAACUCUAAAUCCGACAACGUAUACUGGCGCUGGGGCAUCACCCAACUCGACGUACCCGACCGGCGCUCAUUCUGGCUGCGCGCAAAGCCAAACGGCAACAACCAACAAGCUUCCUUCGUGAAAGACGAAUGCAUCGCCGCACUCAGUAACGGCCUGAGCACAUGCGACCCCGACUCCGACAACACCCACGGCUUCACGGCUACCGUCGACACCAUCGACUACAGCCUCGACCUCAGCGGAGUCACGCAGCUCGACAACCCUCCCUGGAACGAACACCCAGCUUUCCCCGCCCCAGAAUCUUUGACCGCCAAGGACAGCAACAAACCCCAUACAACUAAAUGUUGGGAUCCGAAAAUAUACGGUUACGGCCGUAACGUCGCCCCAGAUGACAUCGAAAAGGCGAUCAGCGCAUGGUGUAAAGAUGGCACCAAGAUCGAGGGAUUCGGCAAUAAUGCCAAGGGGUUCAUGUAUCCGCCAGAAGGCGAGACGCCUUUCUACCCGAACGAUCAUACGCCCAUGCAUGUGCGUAUGGAUGUAGCGACGGUGGAGACAGGGGAGAAGGAACCAUAUGGGGACAUGAAGUGGUGCGAGUAA